Molecule: messenger RNA, 1014 nt
Organism: Aureobasidium melanogenum CBS 110374
Lineage: Eukaryota; Fungi; Ascomycota; Dothideomycetes; Dothideales; Saccotheciaceae
Exons: 3
Coding region: 1-1014 (337 amino acids)
Biological process (GO): nucleosome assembly
Cellular component (GO): nucleus; chromatin
Molecular function (GO): histone binding; chromatin binding
Source: RefSeq, a predicted model, not a curated record
AUGGCCGAAGAUCAAGUACCCGUCCACUACGAGGACCUCGCUCUCCUCGAGACCCAAUUCGAUGAAGUCGAUCGCGAGAUUUUGGCCAAGCAGUACGUCCUCAGCGCUCCUCUGUACGCCAAGCGUCAAGAAGUUGUCUCAAAGAUCGAGGGCUUCUGGCCUCUCGUCUUCGAGCAAUCUCCUCCCGAUGUCGAUCGCUACAUUACUCCCAACGAUGCCAACAUCUUCGCGAAGCUGAAGAGCCUCGAUGUCAAGCGCUUCGAGAUCCCCAUGGGCCCUGAGAAGAUCGCAGGUGAUGCUGGCGACCCGCGCAGCAUUGCUAUCCGUUUCGAGUUCGAUGAGAACGAAUACUUCUCCAACUCUGUCCUCGAGAAGAAGUUCUGGUACAGAAGAUCAAAGGACGGCUGGUCUGGUCUUGUCUCUGAGCCAGUCAAGAUUGAUUGGAAGGGCGAGGAUCCUACCAACGGUCUCACCAAUGCUGCCUAUGCUGUCUUCCAGGAGCGCAAGAAGGCUGGUGACAUGAAGAAGAAGGGCUUUGCUGCCUACAAGAAGCUUCUCGAUCUGAUUGAGAACAACAAUGUUGAUAACACCUCCUUCUUCGCUUGGUUCGGCUACGUCUCGGCUGGCCCCUACGUUUCGGCCGACGAGUCGGCCCAGGCCAACAAGGAGUACAAGGAGCGCCAGGACAAGAGAUCCAAGGGCGAGAAGGUCGAAAGCCCCGAGCCUGAGGAGGUUGAGGAGGAAGACAUGAUGGGAGACGAUGAGAUCCACCCAGAGGGUGAUGAGCUCGCUCAACUCAUCGCUGAGGACGUUUGGCCCAACGCAAUCAAAUACUUCACUCAAGCACAAGAGAUGGAAGACAUGUCCGAAAUGGACUUCGAAGAUAUGUCAGACGAGGACGAUGACGAAGACGGACCAAUCGACCUCAGAGCCCUGGUUGGCAAGGGCAAGCCCAAGACCAAGCCCUCCAGCAACGACGCCGAUGAGCCGCCCAAGAAGAAGCAAAAGAAAUAA